Messenger RNA from Papilio polytes (common Mormon), 2765 nucleotides. RefSeq names its product hemicentin-1-like. Lineage: Eukaryota; Metazoa; Arthropoda; Insecta; Lepidoptera; Papilionidae. Gene Ontology annotation, cellular component: cell-cell junction. Gene Ontology annotation, molecular function: cell adhesion molecule binding. The record is from RefSeq and is a predicted model, not a curated record. Bases 78 to 2696 code for a protein of 872 amino acids. The transcript has 17 exons. Gene Ontology annotation, biological process: cell-cell adhesion.
UGCUCCUGUGAUGUUAGAUUUAUAGUCAAGUAUAACUAUGUCAUCCUUUACAAGUUUGUACUUCGUCUCAUUUGCAAAUGCGGAACGUACUAAAAAUGUUAAUAUUUUUCGUGUUAUAUUUGUCAGCUUUCGUAACAGCUAAUGAAUAUGGUAAAAGGAGUUUCACUAUAGUAUUAGAUACUACAAUAUCGAUGCGGGAAGAAAUCGAUAUUUUAAAAUCAAACAUUGAAUCUGUUGUGAAAGUUCCAUUGUUUGAUAUAGAUAAUUAUAUUCUGUUACCUUUCGAGGAUCCCGGCUUUGGUCCUUCUUUUGUUUACCAAACACCUAGCAAAUUGGUUGAUGUAAUAAAUUUAGUAGAAGUCGGUGGUGGCAAUGAAUGUCCUGAGAAUUCUAUGCCCGCGAUAGAGCGAGCAUUGACAAUCAGCAAACCAAAUUCAAUUAUAUUUGUAUUCACCGAUGGUUAUGCAAGCAUUAACAACAAAUUAAACUCUGUUGAAAAUUUAUGCCGAACCACAAACAGUCAGGUCAUAAUAUUUCUCAGUGGAGAAUGUGUACAAAGUGGUACCAAGUCUGUGGUGGGUACUAUAGAUGCAUACUUCGACAUUGCGAGAUCCUGUUCCGGUUCAGUUGUAAAACUUCAAUUGUAUACCUUUCGACAGGUAUUUAGAAUGAUGAAAGAAAUAAUGAAAACAGAUUGGACUGAGAUUGUUGCUAAUAAAACAUCGUUUGGACGAGAUCAAUUUACAAUUUCAGUCGAUGCUUACACAAAAUACUUGGUUAUGGUAGUCACUGGCGAGUAUCUUAAUGUAGAAAUAAUAGACGAAAAUGGCGAAACUCCUCCAAUAGACAGAAUAGUUAACACAUUGCAUUCCAAGGUAAUAAGAUUUAUUUCUCCAUCACUUGGAACAUAUAAUGUGAAAAUAUCCAGCAGAGGGAAAUCAUUAAUGACAAUUUACAAAAGAAGAGAAGUAAGUUUUCGAUUAGGUUUCUCACCUAAAUUGGCGAGGAACAUGAAGGAAACCAGUCCUUUACCUCUACCAGUUACCGUCAACUACAUAUUCAUCGCAGUAGCCGAAAUAUCAAUUGAAUUAAACUCGGUUUAUAUAAAAUUCGACGGCCGUCAUGUGAAAAAGAUUGAUGUUCAAAUCGUAGAUAGAAAUUUAGGUUUAUAUUCGGCGAGGGAAUACUUUGAACCCGAGAAAUCGUUUAAAAUUACAAUUUACGGUCACGAUGAAUCCUAUCAAAUCAUAAAAGGAUCGACGGGAACACUAACUCCACAAAAACCAAUUCAAGAACUGCAGAUCCAAAAACCGAAAAUAGAAUGGAUUGAACCGGAAGUUACGUUAGUGGAAUACAAGGCUAACAUUACCCUCGCCUGCAAAGUGUCCGGCUAUCCUAAACCAACAAUCUCUUGGUCCGAUGACACUGGGAACACGUUUCCUUCUGAGGAUGCUCUACUCGAGACACGUUCAGUUUUUAUAAGCUAUGCAUAUAUUAAUAAGGUGACCGAUAAUAGUACAAUUAAUUGUAACGCCGUGUCCUCUAAAGGUGAAGAUACUUUGUCUAUGAAUCUUUUUGUCAAUAGAACACUAACAUUUGAAGUUAUAAAAUAUCCUGAAGAUGUUACAUUUGAAUACACCACACAGGGUGAACUUUUUUGUAAAGUCGACGCAUAUCCAGAAGCAUCUAUAAAAUGGUAUCAUAAUGAUUCGUUAGUUGAAAAUACAGACAAUUUAGAAAUAGUAAAUGAUCAAAGUAUGCUCUUAUUAAAAUACAUGACUCCACAAUUGACAGGAGAGUACAGAUGUGAAAUUAGUAAUAAAAUUCAAAAUAAGAGUUACACCGCAAUAGUAGAUAUAUCAGGAAUUGAAUUGCCAGAAAUAAAAUUAAAGGAUUCCGAGCUCGUGUUCCGUUUAGACGAUAUGGUUGAUAUUGAAUGCUCAAUUAACAAAGGUGAACCAGUACCAGACGUGAAUUGGAAAUUCAAAACAGAAAAUGGUUACGAAGAUGUCCCUAGAGGGGUUAGUGUUGAAAAAAAUCAUCUUAAAAUCACGUCAAUCAAGACAGAGCAUAUUGGUAUCUACAAAUGCGAAGCUAAGAACAUUUUCGGUUCGGAUUCAAAGGAAUUGUUUAUUAAAGUUGAAUAUCCACCGAAAAUAAAUUUUUCUGAUAAAUUGAAGACAGUAAAACGAGACGAAGAUGUUGAAUUAGCUUGCGAAGUCGAUGCUAUACCAAAAGCGGAUGUAAGAUGGGAAAAGAAACAAAAUAAUGUUGUCAUACCUCUUGAUAGUAGACACGAAACGGAUGAGUGGAACACUCUCAGGUUUAGAGCAUUAUCCACAGACUCAGGAAACUAUUAUUGCAUCGCAGAGAACUCUUUAGGAAGGGCGGAACGAAUUGUAACACUGAAUGUUUUGGUCUCUCCGUAUAUUGAUCCACCGCCACGCAAAGUAAUAAUGAUCAGAGCUGGUGAAACGGUAACAUUACAGUGUAAUGUGCACUUCGGUUAUCCUCUCCCUACGACUAAAUGGGAAUUUAUAGCACUUAAUUCAACUCUCACGACUUUGUCAAGGGGAAAUUCCAUAAAUGACCUCACUUUAGAAAAUGUAUCAAAAUCGCACGAAGGAUCGUACAUUUGUUUGGCUGAAAACGCGGCAGGUUCUGAUACGAUUAAAAUUGAUCUUAAAAUGUUAUAAUGCUAACAUUGAAUAAUAAUAGUGGCUUAUAAUGUUUAAUACAAUUUUUUACUUGCUCUGUCUGUAUUA